Molecule: messenger RNA, 970 nt
Organism: Melanotaenia boesemani (Boeseman's rainbowfish)
Lineage: Eukaryota; Metazoa; Chordata; Actinopteri; Atheriniformes; Melanotaeniidae
Gene: sst1.2
Product: somatostatin 1, tandem duplicate 2
Exons: 2
Coding region: 482-862 (126 amino acids)
Biological process (GO): regulation of cell migration
Cellular component (GO): extracellular region
Molecular function (GO): hormone activity
Source: RefSeq, a predicted model, not a curated record
CGUUCUCACGGCUGCUGAAGCGAAGUCGCUCGUGUUUGUUCUGACUGAAUGUUGAGUGGGCGACUCUGCUGCUGCCUCUUUGUUUAAUGGAGAUAUCAGUGAGUGCUAAUGAAGUCUGCUAAUCCUCUGAACGCGGGGCUAAUUGGCCCCCUCUGCAGCCAACAUUCUGCCGUUGUAUUUGCUGGAGAGGAGCGUCAGCGGCUGCGAGCGCUGAUAGCUUUAUUGUUUUAUUCCUCCAGCUAAUGGACUUCUGUUUAACUUGGAUGUCAGAGUUCCUUCAUCGCUCACAGCCCACCAGCUGCCAAUCAAUCACACCACAUCAUGUGACCCUCAGGAGGAGGGGAACCAGGCCUCAUAAGAGCAGCACCCACAAGACCGGGAGCACAGAACCAGAGCCAGCACCAGGGCCAGCAGGAGAAACCAGACCAAAACUCUGAAGUUUUACUCUUAAUCUUCUUCUUCUCCUCAUAUUUCUGCAGUGAUGCAUCACGCACGUUGUCCUGUCUUUUUAAUGCUUGCAGCGCUGGCUCUGUGCAGUCUGGGGGUUUCCUCUCAGCCUGACAGAGACCAAGACCAGUACCAGAACCAGGACCUGGACCUGGAGCUGCUUCACCACCGGCUGCUGCAGCGAGCCCGAAGCGCCGGACUCCUGUCUCAGGAGUGGAGUAAACGGGCCGUGGAAGACCUGCUGGCUCAGAUGUCUCUGCCAGAGGCCGAAGCCCGGCGGCAGGAUGAGGUGGUUUCCAUGGCAACCAGCGGGCGGAUGAACCUGGAGCGGUCCGUCGACUCGAAGAACAGCGAGCCCCGCGAACGCAAAGCUGGCUGUAAGAACUUCUAUUGGAAAGGAUUCACUUCCUGUUAAAGCUGAACCGUCCAAUCUCUGAUCACCUGGGCAGGUGAAUGGAUGACCAAUCAGCAGCUGGCUGGUUGUUCCUGAAUAAUUCAUGUAAUUAUCAAAUAAAGAGAAAUA